AUGGAGACAAACAACGCAACACCUCUAUACAAGAAUGGGGACGAAGAGCUGGGAGAUGAAUACUACAUAUGGGGCGCGGAGCAUAUCCCGGAGCAUCUGGUGAAAUACUGGUAUCAGCGAUACAACCUGUUUUCGAAAUACGAUGAGGGGAUCAUGUUGGAUGAAGAGAGCUGGUUCUCAGUCACUCCCGAGAAAGUAGCCGAAUACCAAGCACAGCGCUUGGCGUGCGAUACAAUCAUUGACGGGUUCUGCGGGGCAGGAGGCAACGCGAUCCAGUUUGCGAAGACCUGCAAAAAAGUGAUAGCAAUCGACAUCGACCCCACGAAACUCCGCUGCGCCCGCAACAACGCGCGCAUCUACGGCGUCGAGGACAAGAUCGAGUUUGUACUCGGGGACGUGUUGGAGGUGCUCAAGGGGCGGACGGCGGAUACAAUAUUCCUCUCCCCGCCAUGGGGUGGCCCAGAAUACCUACAGGCGGACGCGUAUGAUAUUCACACCAUGCUGCCGAUUGACGCGACGACCCUAUUCGAGACUGCCCGGGCCGUCACACCCAACGUAUGCAUGUUCAUGCCGCGGAACGUGAUAUCACAGCAGUUGGCAGACCUAGCGGGCCCCGGCGGCGUAUGCGAGGUCGAGGAGGAGUUUUUGAAUGGGAGGUCGAAGGCGAUUGUGGCGUAUUAUGGGGGGUUGGUUGGGGAUGGCGUGGCGGAGGAGGAGGAGGAGGUCGAGGUCGAGGAGGAGUGA
Messenger RNA from Fimicolochytrium jonesii, 744 nucleotides. Its product is annotated as RNA cap guanine-N2 methyltransferase-domain-containing protein. The coding region runs from base 1 to 744 and encodes 247 amino acids. The record is from RefSeq and is a predicted model, not a curated record. Gene Ontology annotation, cellular component: nucleus. Lineage: Eukaryota; Fungi; Chytridiomycota; Chytridiomycetes; Spizellomycetales; Powellomycetaceae. Gene Ontology annotation, molecular function: RNA cap trimethylguanosine synthase activity. Gene Ontology annotation, biological process: 7-methylguanosine cap hypermethylation; 7-methylguanosine RNA capping. The transcript is spliced from 7 exons.